GACCUUUCCCCUCUCCCGCUCACUGCCGCUGCGGCCGAAGGUGGACACCAUGGGCUCCCUCAGGGCUCUGCUUUGCCUGCUGUCCCUGUGCCCAGGCUGGGCUGCAGCGGCCCCCUCCUGCCCGCGGAACGUGAACAUCUCGGGGGGCAACUUCACCCUCAGCCACGGCUGGGCCCCUGGGAGUGUCCUCGUCUACUCCUGCCCCCUGGGCCGGUACCCCGUGCCCACGUCCAGGCUGUGCCUGAGCAGCGGCCGCUGGCAGACCCCGCGAUCCACCCCGCUGACAAGGGCGGUCUGCAAACCUGUUCGCUGUCCCGCCCCCGUUUCCUUUGAGAAUGGCAUGUACACCCCGCGGCUGGGGUCCCACCCCGUGGGCGGCAACCUGAGCUUCGAGUGCGAGGACGGCUUCGUGCUGCGGGGCUCGGCCGUGCGGCAGUGCCGCCCCAAUGGCAUGUGGGAUGGGGAGACGGCCGUGUGUGACAGUGGCGCCGGCCACUGCCCCAGCCCAGGCAUCCCCGUGGGCUCGGUGCGGACGGGGUCCCGAUUUGGCCUUGGGGACAAGGUCAGCUACCGCUGCUCCUCGAAUCUGGUGCUGACAGGGUCGGCAGAGCGGGAGUGCCAGGGCAGUGGGGCCUGGAGCGGGAGCGAGCCCAUCUGCCGCCAACCCUACUCUUACGACUUUCCUGAGGACGUGGCCCCUGCGCUGGGCACCUCUUUGUCCCACCUGCUUGGAUCCACCAAUCCCACCCAGAAGAAGAAGGAGGGCGUGGGCCGGAAAAUCCAAAUCCAGCGAUCUGGUCACCUGAACCUCUACCUGCUCCUGGACGCCUCUCAGAGCGUGAAGGAAGAAGACUUCCGCAUCUUCAAGGACAGCGCCGCCCUCAUGGUGGACAGGAUCUUCAGCUUUGAGAUCAACGUGAGUGUCGCCAUCAUCACCUUUGCGUCACAGCCCAAAAUCAUCAUGUCGGUCCUGCAUGACAACUCCCGGGACGCGACCGAAGUGAUCUACAGUCUGGACAACAUCAACUAUAAAGACCAUGAGAAUGGAACCGGGACCAACAUCUACAAGGCGCUAGACAGUGUCUACAUCAUGAUGAAUAACCAAAUGCAUCGCCUGGGCAUGAGCACCGCGGCCUGGGAGGAAAUCCGACACGCCAUCAUCCUGCUGACAGAUGGAAAGUCCAAUACCGGGGGCUCUCCCAAGCUGGCUGUUGACAAUAUCAAAGAGGUCUUGAACAUCAACCAGAGGAGGAGCGACUACCUGGACAUCUACGCCAUCGGGGUGGGCAAGCUGGAUGUGGACUGGCGAGAACUGAACGAGCUGGCCUCCAAGAAGGAUGGCGAGAGGCACGCCUUCAUCCUGCAGGACGCACAGGCUCUGCGCCAGGUCUUCGAGCACAUGCUGGACGUCUCCCAGCUCGUGGACACCAUCUGCGGGGUGGGGAACCUGUCCGCUAAUGCCUCUGCCCAGGAGCGGACGCCCUGGCACGUCACCAUCAAGCCCAAGAGCCGGGAGACCUGCCGGGGGGCCCUCAUCUCGGACCAGUGGGUCCUGACAGCUGCUCACUGCUUCCGCCACGCUGACCAGGACCGGUCCCUGUGGAGGGUCACCGUGGGGGAUCCCAGCUCCCACUUGGGCAAAGAGUUCCAAAUCGAGCAGGUAGUGAUCUCCGACGGCUUUGACGUCAUUGCCAAGAGGCCGCAGGGCAUCCGCGAGUUCUACGGGGACGACAUCGCCCUGCUGAAGCUGGCCCAGCGGGUGAAGAUGUCCACCCACGCCAGGCCCAUCUGCCUUCCCUGCACGGUGGGGGCCAACCUGGCCCUGCGGAGACCCCCGGGCAGCACCUGCCGGGACCACGAGAGCGAGCUUCUGAGCAAGCUGAGCGUUCCUGCUCAUUUUGUGGCCUUGAAUGGGGACACACUGAACAUUAACCUCAAGACAGGGUCGGAGAGGACACGCUGUAUUGAGGUCGUUUCCCAAGACAAAACCUGGUUCCCCAACUUGACAGACGUCAGAGAGGUGGUGACAGACCAGUUCCUGUGCAGUGGGAUGGAGAACGAUGACCAUCCCUGCAGGGGAGAAUCUGGAGGCGCGGUUUUCCUUGAGCGGAGAUUCAGGUUUUUUCAGGUGGGCCUGGUGAGCUGGGGUCUCUACAACCCCUGUGGCAGUUCCGGUGGGAACUCCCGCAAGAAAGCCCCCCGAGACAAGGUCCCCCCGCCCCGCGACUUCCACAUCAGCCUCUUCCGCCUGCAGCCCUGGCUGCGGCAGCACCUGGGGGGCGUGCUGCACUUCCUGCCCCUCUAGGCGUCCUCUCCCACGCCCUCCUCUGCCUCUGCCUUCAGACCCGGGACCUCCUCACUCCUCGCCCGGGCAGCGCCCACCCACCCUCGGCUUUACCCACUCACUCCUUUCACUUGCACGUGGAAUUUCCCAGUUUUAGACUUUAAUAAAAAUCUGAUUUCCA
Molecule: messenger RNA, 2465 nt
Organism: Eptesicus fuscus (big brown bat)
Lineage: Eukaryota; Metazoa; Chordata; Mammalia; Chiroptera; Vespertilionidae
Gene: C2
Product: complement C2
Exons: 18
Coding region: 50-2305 (751 amino acids)
Biological process (GO): complement activation; proteolysis
Cellular component (GO): extracellular region
Molecular function (GO): serine-type endopeptidase activity
Source: RefSeq, a predicted model, not a curated record